Phoenix dactylifera (date palm) is the source of this 1275-nucleotide messenger RNA. RefSeq names its product plant UBX domain-containing protein 1-like. Gene Ontology annotation, biological process: protein-containing complex disassembly. NCBI's taxonomy places the organism in Eukaryota, Viridiplantae, Streptophyta, Magnoliopsida, Arecales, Arecaceae. The record is from RefSeq and is a predicted model, not a curated record. Gene Ontology annotation, molecular function: ATPase binding.
AACCGUAAGGGAAGAGGCUCCCCUGGAAUGUUCGCCGCUGGUUUCCAGCAAAUGAAACCUUACCUAAGAGUCGACUCCGUCACCGAUGAUGGCACGAAACCCUUCUGCCUUCUUUUAAACUGGUAAACCUCCGCUACCCCUUCGAUUCCCAAACCGAGAAGAAACUGCUGAGACUGAGAUCCAUGGAGGCGCAGCAAGCCAAGGCCAAGCUUUUGGCUGUGGCAGAAGAACUUGGCCACGAGAUACAUGUAUUUACAAACGCAGCAAAUUCUGAAGCAUCCAAUGAAAUGUCUGCUUCUUCCAAAGAGGAACCUGAUGAUUUCUAUGAUUUGACUCCUGAGGAUUAUUAUCGAAUCAUGUCUGACAGAAUAGGAGCCCAAUCCCAAAUUCUGAAGACCCGUAAAAUGCGGGAAGCAGAGGCAGCAGCCCGUAGAGCAAAGAUCACCAAGGUUGUGAUUAGGGUCUGCUUCCCUGAUAAUUACAUUCUUGAGGUAAAGUUUCAUCCAUCAGAGAAAAUUCAAAGUUUGAUGGAUCUUCUCAUGAAAGUAGUGACUCGACCGGACCUACCAUUCUAUUUAUAUACCACUCCUCCAAAGGAGCGAAUCAAAGACAUUUCAGAGGAUUUCUAUUCAGCUGGCUUUGUUCCUGGAGCUAUAGUUUACUUUUCUUAUGAUCUACCAAAAGAUAAAGAGUUUCAUAGUGCAGUUGCAAAGAUGGGGCCUUACCUUCGUGAUGAUAUCUUAUCUUUGAAUGGAUUGGAUCUUACUCCUGAAAAGGUGGAUCCCAUCUCUUCUGGACAAGAACCUCCAGCAGUGGAGAGACCCGCUGCUGUUCCUGAUCCUAAGCCAGCUGUGAAGAAGCCGGCUAAGCCAAAGUGGCUUAAAUUGUAAAACCAUAGAAAAGGUAACAAAGAAUUGGAACUUCACGACAAUGCAUAUUAGGAGUUCUGACCAGAAAGAAAGUGUGCUAUGAGUUUCCAUCUAAUUCACCAUUAUGAGUGGUGCUACACUUAAACAAGAUCAGAAGGAAUCUUCACAGGAUGCUUGCUUUAGUGCUAUAACAUGAUUUAUUUAAUGUUGUGUGGAUGGACUAAUUUUAUAACAAGGCAUUCAAGAACUAAAUCUGUUCCUGGUGGAAAUGCUUCUCUUUAUUGUUCUCUUCAUUUAUGCUAAUUUUGUCCAGGUUCGAUUGAGAAGGAUACUUAAUCUAACAUGUCUCACUAAUUGUGGUGCUAAAGGAUGCUCAGAAGAUAAAAAUAAAGCAAAUUAUUUGAAA